GGGCCUUUGGUUGGAACCUGCAACGCGUAGAAGAGGAAGAAGAAAAGCGGCAAAAGCCCAAAAUCCCAGAGCCCGCCAUUAAGCGCGGCAUGGCUCUCCUUAUCAGCUGCACAGGAUCACCAUUCCUGAAGACAGGGGUGCAAUUCUCUCGGGACUUGGUUCCAUCUGCCCAAAGAUCUGUGCAACCAGGAGCCCGAAGCCUCAGGGUGAAAGCCUUCUUCAACCCUUUUAAUGAACCCAUUCUCAAAGAAGCUAUCAAGGAGCCAGUUGCGUUUUUUGGUGGUGCGUUUGCCGGUCUUCUGAGGCUGAACUUGAAUGAAGAGCCUCUUAAGGACUGGAUUCUUAGGUCAGUUGAAGCUGCAGGGGUUACAGAAGAAGAUAUUGAAGCAGGAAAUCCACAGGAGGAGGAGGCGGCACCGCAGCAGAUUGAGAUCGAGUGAAACCUAUCAAAGAAAAUGAUAAAAGCCAAUACGUAUCUAUAGUUUUCCUUUUGAAUCAUCCACUUGUACCCUAGUUGGUUCUUGUCAUUGUAUCUAUGUUUGUUAUAUCCUGCGACUUAAAAGGUAUAUGUUAUUGCAACCAAGUGGGUUCUUUCUAAAAAAUUGGCACCUAUGAGCUAUCUGAAUCUAAUCAGCACGUAGAUGCUACCUUUGAUUCUUGGAUGUCUGUUUCUUCUGUACAUUUACCUGUAUAAGAUUCUCUGAUCCUAGUUGCAUUGGUUUCACUGUUUCGUCCU
Nymphaea colorata (pocket water lily) is the source of this 736-nucleotide messenger RNA. RefSeq names its product UPF0426 protein At1g28150, chloroplastic. Lineage: Eukaryota; Viridiplantae; Streptophyta; Magnoliopsida; Nymphaeales; Nymphaeaceae. The record is from RefSeq and is a predicted model, not a curated record. The transcript is spliced from 3 exons. The coding region runs from base 90 to 440 and encodes 116 amino acids.